Molecule: messenger RNA, 1884 nt
Organism: Trametes versicolor FP-101664 SS1
Lineage: Eukaryota; Fungi; Basidiomycota; Agaricomycetes; Polyporales; Polyporaceae
Product: alcohol oxidase
Exons: 19
Coding region: 1-1884 (627 amino acids)
Molecular function (GO): oxidoreductase activity, acting on CH-OH group of donors; flavin adenine dinucleotide binding
Source: RefSeq, a predicted model, not a curated record
AUGUAUCUAGUAUACCUGUCCAUCCUCUUGUGCGCCUGUACAUCCGUGACCGGCACUACGCCUCAAGGAACACACGCAGAAUACGACUACGUUAUCGUUGGUGGAGGAACUGCCGGCCUCGUCGUCGCCGCUCGUCUGAGUGAAGAUCCUACGAUAACGGUAGCGGUAGUUGAAGCCGGCGUCCAUCAUGUCAACGAGCCGCUGGUGGACACUCCGCAGUUCUUUGGGCGAGCCAUCGGGAACCCCGCCUUCGACUGGAACUUCCAGACGGUGCCGCAACCAGCUCUAAACAACGCGAGCGUGCACCAGGCCAGAGGCAAAAUGCUCGGUGGGUCAAGUGGGCUCAAUUUCAUGGCCUGGAACCGAGCGUCUGCGAAGGAGUAUGAUGCAUGGGAAGAGCUCGGCGCAACAGGAUGGAACUGGAAAUUCUUGCUGCCAUAUCACAAGAAGAGCGAGACCGCAUCUCCCCCGCCCCCUCAGGGAAUCUUGCCUGGCGCUGUCGAACUUCCAGAGUCGGUCUUCGACGUGUUUCAUGGGCAGUCGGGGCCUAUACAGCCGUCGUACAACGACUUCUACAGCAACCUGACGGCGCCCUACGUGCAGACAAUCAACGGUUUAGGGAUUCCGACAAAUAGCGACGCUUAUACCGGACAUGCAACUGGAAUAUACAACACUGAACACGCUGUCGACAAGAAGAAGGACGUCGGGCAGCGCUCAUACGCAGCGAGCACAUAUUACAAUAUCAGCGCAGACCGCCCUAACUUGACAGUGUUUUUGACCACGCAGGCGACCAAGAUCGACUUUGAAUCAUCGUCUAACUACAGCCAUCCAUUGAAAGCUUCUGGCGUGAAUGUAGUGGCAAUCAACUCUACCGGAUUCACCGGCACCCUUUUAGCACGAAAGGAAGUUAUCCUCUCUGCGGGAGCCAUCCAGACCCCUCAAAUGCUUGAGCUUUCGGGUAUCGGAAACCAGGCAAUCUUAGAGCCGCUUGGAAUCGAAACGUUGAUCGACCUUCCCGGAGUCGGCGAGAACCUGCAGGACCAGCCUUUUAUCGCAUUAGACUUCGAACUGAGGGGUCAUUUCUGGACGUACGACAUGCUGAGAAAUAACGAAACGUUCUUACUUGACCAAGAACAAGAAUAUGCCGUGAACCAUACAGGCGUAUUUGCCCAGCUGGCCUCCCCACGAACAUUCCCACCAUUCACGGCGUGUACUCCGCCGGGUGCUGCGGCGAAGAUUCGCGAGCUCGCGCUCUCGCUCUCGGCGUCGCCCGACAUCUCCCCGCUUGCAAGGGCGCAGUACCAGAUCCAAGACGGCUGGUUAUCUGACGACGACGUGGCUCAUAUAGAGGUUAUUAUGACGCCAGGCGGAGGCUCAACGUCGAUUCCUGCGACUCCGAAUAAGACUUACGUGACGCUUAGCCUCGGACUGAUGCAUCCUUUCGCUCGGGGUACAGUUCAUAUCAACAGCAGUGACCCACUUGCAGCGCCAGUCAUCGACCCCAAGUACGUGGGGAAUGAUGUGGAUUUCGAGUCGAUGCUUGAAAGCGUCAAGUUCGCGCAAAAAAUCGCUGCCAGUCCACCUCUGGUGGAUGCUGUGGCGGGGUCCCAUAACCCUCCCGCAAACUCCACGGACGAAGCAGGCCUCAUUGCAUACUUGAGGGCUGCGACCGGGCCAUUCUUCCACCCCGCUGGAACUGCUGCCAUGGUUUCACGUUCGCUCGGAGGUGUCGUCGAUCCCACAUCCCUCAAGGUGUAUGGCACCUCGAACCUGCGCGUGGUAGACGCGUCACUGGUGCCUAUGCAGAUCGCAGCGCACCUGCAAACCGCUGUUUAUGCGAUUGCCGAAAGGGCUUCGGACAUCAUCAAACAAGAGCUGUAUUGA